UGCAGUCUUGGGUGUGCCUCGGCCAUCAGAGCUAGGGCACACAAUCCCUAUCUAAUUUUAAGCUGGAAGAAAUAAUGGGGUCGGGUCCCCACAAGCAAAGAUGCGUGUUAACUUCAUUUCAGUAACUGAGGUUCAGGCACUGUAACAAAUGCCAGAGCUCAGUCCAGGGAAGAGCAAGUGUGACUCCCUUCUCGUAGACAGGACCCCGUUUACACAGCUCCGCUGUCUAUUUGGGCUCAUUAGUAUUCGCAAAGGAAACAGCCUGGUCUCCGGGAGAGCCUGUCUUCAGCACACAAGCAUCACCUGUGUCAGGAUAGUGGGUAAAGCGUCCACUCGGGAGGGGUGGUUCCUUUUCUGCACCUCCCGUGAAUCAGCAUCACACAGCUGAGAGACUCCGGGCUUGGCUCCCGUGAUGCUAUUUUGAGCGUCUGUCCGCAGCAGGCUGCAGAACGGCUUUUGAUUAUUCGCGCAUUCACCCGUGUGGAGUGGAGCUGAAAUGUACCAUGCCCGUGCCCUCUUCCAACAAGGCUUCAAUCCUAGCCAGGCUGCUCCUAGCCAGUGAUGUAAAUGUACCAGCUGCUUCCCAAGAGCCAGUCCGAAUCCUGCAGGAGGGGCCCAUCCCUCUCCCAAGCAGCAGCCUGCUGCCUUCAGCCUAAGCCCUCUUGCCAACCAUGGUGGGUCUCUCCGGUCUCCCAUCACUUUAUCGGAGACGCCCAGAACUAAUCCUCUUACAGGCUCAUGAUUUAUAGUAUGCCUUAAUCUACAGGCUCCAAGUCAGAUUCAUUGUUAUCUCCUGAUUGUGGGGAGAUGAACAGAUUUGCUUAAACGGGCUCCACUGGGCUGGCAGGAGGUGGUCAGGAGGAAGGCGGCAGACGGCUCGGAAAAUGAAGGCGCUGCUGCUGCUGGUCCUGCCCUGGCUGAGUCCAGCUAACUACAUUGACAAUGUGGGCAACCUGCACUUCCUGUACUCGGAACUCUGCAAAGGGGCCUCCCACUAUGGCCUGACCAAAGACAGGAAAAGACGCUCACAAGAUGGCUGCCCUGAUGGUUGCGCCAGCCUCACGGCAACGACGCUCUCCCCAGAGGUUUCUGCUGCUGCCACCAUCUCUUUAAUGACAGACGAGCCUGGCCUAGACAAUCCUGCCUACACGUCCUCAGUGGAGGAUGGUGAACCGGUAACCAACCCCUCAGACACUGGCCGGAGCAACCGAACCAGGGCACGGCCCUUUGAGCGCUCCACUAUGAGAAGCCGCUCUUUCAAAAAGAUCAACCGAGCCCUGAGUGCUCUCCGAAGGACGAAGAGUGGAAGUGCUGUUGCCAACCACGCUGACCAGGGCAGGGACAACUCUGAGAACGACACUGUCCCCGAAGUCUUCCCAAGGUUGUUUCACCUGAUUCCAGAUGGUGAAAUUACAAGCAUCAAGAUCAAUAGAGUGGAUCCCAAUGAAAGCCUCUCCAUAAGGCUUGUGGGAGGCAGCGAGACCCCGCUGGUCCACAUCAUCAUCCAGCAUAUUUAUCGUGAUGGAGUGAUUGCCAGAGAUGGACGACUGCUGCCAGGAGACAUCAUUCUCAAGGUCAAUGGCAUGGACAUCAGCAAUGUCCCUCAUAACUAUGCCGUGCGGCUCCUGCGGCAGCCCUGCCAGGUGCUACGGCUAACGGUGCUGCGGGAACAGAAGUUCCGUAGCAGAAGCAAUGCUCCUGCGCCGGACUCCUACGGACCUCGGGAUGACAGCUUCCAUGUAAUCCUCAACAAAAGCAGCCCUGAGGAGCAGCUUGGCAUAAAGCUGGUGCGCAGGGUGGAUGAGCCCGGGGUGUUCAUCUUCAACGUGCUGAAUGGCGGUGUUGCCGACCGACACGGCCAGCUGGAGGAGAAUGAUCGUGUGUUGGCCAUCAACGGACAUGACCUUCGAUUUGGCAGUCCAGAGAGCGCAGCUCAUCUGAUUCAGGCCAGUGAAAGACGUGUUCACCUCGUCGUGUCCCGCCAGGUUCGACAGCCCAGCCCAGACAUCUUUCAAGAAGCUGGCUGCAUCAGCAACGGCCAGCAGUCUCCUGUCUCAGGGGAGAGGAGCACAUCUUCUAAGCCUGCAGCCACUUGUCAUGAGAAGGUUGUAAGUGUCCAAAAAGACCCCAACGAAUCUCUCGGCAUGACCGUUGGAGGGGGAGCAUCACACAGAGAAUGGGACUUGCCCAUCUAUGUCAUCAGUGUUGAGCCCGGAGGAGUCAUAAGCAGAGACGGAAGAAUAAAAACAGGUGACAUUUUAUUGAAUGUGAAUGGGAUUGAGCUCACAGAGGUCAGCCGGACAGAGGCCGUUGCCAUACUGAAGAGCACACCCUCCUCAGUGGUACUCAAAGCCUUGGAAGUCAAGGAACAGGAGACCCAGGAAGACUGCAGCCCAGCAGCCCUGGACUCCAACCACAACGUGACCCCGCCUGGUGACUGGUCCCCAUCCUGGGUCAUGUGGCUGGAAUUACCACAGUACUUAUAUAACUGUAAGGAUGUGAUACUACGAAGGAACACAGCGGGAAGCCUGGGCUUCUGCAUUGUGGGAGGUUAUGAAGAAUACAGUGGUAACCAACCUUUUUUUAUCAAAUCCAUCGUCGAGGGAACACCCGCGUAUAAUGAUGGAAGAAUUAGAUGUGGUGACAUUCUUCUUGCUGUCAACGGCAGAAGCACGUCGGGGAUGAUGCACGCCUGCUUAGCGAGGAUGCUCAAAGAACUCAAAGGGAAAAUUACUCUCACCAUUGCUUCCUGGCCUGGUACUUUUUUAUAAAACCAAUGAUGGAUCUUAGAAAAACCACAAAUAGGCUAGAUAAAAUUGUAUUUAUCUUGUCGAUUUUUAUAUUUAAAGAAUAUAUUGUAAAAAAAAAAAGCCAGAAAAAGUAUGACUUAUGAAAACAAGUUACACAUCAGAGAAUGUUCUCAAAAAUAAAAACUAAUGUUAAUUUUUA
This is a messenger RNA of Rattus norvegicus (Norway rat), 2949 nucleotides long. It is a transcript of the gene Lnx1, whose product is annotated as ligand of numb-protein X 1. Gene Ontology annotation, cellular component: cell junction; postsynapse; cytosol. NCBI's taxonomy places the organism in Eukaryota, Metazoa, Chordata, Mammalia, Rodentia, Muridae. Gene Ontology annotation, molecular function: PDZ domain binding; ubiquitin protein ligase activity; ubiquitin-protein transferase activity. Gene Ontology annotation, biological process: synapse maturation. The record is from RefSeq and is a predicted model, not a curated record.